AUGUCUGGUAAACGCUCAAAUUCAAAGCAAUCGUCAGUAAUCGUGUCGGCAGAACGACGUGAAAAAACCCCAAAAAGACAAAACAUCGAUGGUAUUACAGAACCUUUGGACGACGUUGGUCAGUCAACCAGUAAUAUCAAUGAUGUAAUAACAUUAAGACGUGGACGUCGAUCAAGGAGGCUAAGGUCGAGGAGCCGCAGGAGGCGUGGCCGAUCGCGGUCUGGUCGCCGUCGGACAAGGAGACGUAGCGUCAGCGGUACCGAAGAAGACGAAGACGACGACUACAGCACGGACGCUGAAGAAGACAACGAAGAUGACGACUCUUCAAUGGUAGAUGCGUCGUCUAGGAGAAGAUCGAGAAGAAGGAGAAGUAGACGAAGGGGUGGUCGGCGACGUCGCCGUCCAGAUCAGAUCAGCGGAACCGACGAUGAUGAUACCGAUGAAAACACCGACUUAGAGACUACCGAUGACAUCGCAUCGUCCAAUAGUAGUAGCGUCCCAACGAUGGCGGCCAGAGGAUGUGGUAGACGCCGCAGGAGGAGAAGUAGGAGAAGGUCCUCAAGCAGGCGAUCAAGAGGAUGCAAGAGGAGGAGUAGGAGAAGGAGAAGAAGGGGUGGCUGUUGUAAAGCCAGUAUGUCUAGCGUCGCUGAUGGUGAAAUGCCGGACGAUUUGGCAGAAACGAGCGGAACAAAUCACGGAACGAGCCACAACGAACCGGAUACCGUCGCCAGCACUCGGCUCGUUGCCCGAAAAUCGAGCUAG
This is a messenger RNA of Aphis gossypii (cotton aphid), 762 nucleotides long. RefSeq lists its product as uncharacterized. The coding region runs from base 1 to 762 and encodes 253 amino acids. NCBI's taxonomy places the organism in Eukaryota, Metazoa, Arthropoda, Insecta, Hemiptera, Aphididae. The record is from RefSeq and is a predicted model, not a curated record. The transcript has a single exon.